ACCUUGUUCAAUCGACAAAUCUUUUAAAUGAUAAAACAAAUAUAAAUUUAUUCCUAUACUUCGUAACGUGGUUUUGACACUGCUGUCUGUCAUAAAUGUCCGUGUCAUAAAUUCCAGAAGUUGAAGAUGGCCCUAACAGUAUCCCAAAAACUAAAUCCGCUCCUGAAUUCAAUAUCCGCCACCCAGUAGCUGAUACAGCCCUUACAUCUGUCAGUUAAUUAGUACAUGGCAGUUCUGUUUACUUCUGCUAACUUCUCGUUGAACAGAGUAUAGUAAAUGACAACUCUUAUCAUUCGUACACGUCAAAAGUUUAAAAAUUAAUUGCAUUUAUCAUGGGAAAUCUGUGCCUAUCUUGUUGCAAAGAAUCAUCUUCGUGCGAGGAUUUAACACCAGAUUUGGAAACUAGGAGAAGGAAGCAAAUGGAAGCUGCAGAAAGAAGAAUUGCUGAACAACAAAAUCGAGGUAUUAAAAAUACUGAUGCUGUUAGAAGGCAAGAAAGGCUAGAUCAAUUACGUGAGAAGCGCCAAGAAGAAGUUGGGAAUAGGAAUAUGCAAAAUAAUUUAAAGUGGCAAAUUAGUUAAUGGUGAUCCUGGAUGGAAUUUGCUGCAAUAUUCAAAUUUUCAAAAAUAUACAAGUUGGAAUUAUUAAGAAUAUAUGCAAUGUACAAAAGGUGUAUUUUAUAUGGUACUGUUUAUUGAUAGAAAUUAAAGAAAGUAAUGUUGCAGAUCUGCAUUUUGCAAAAUAUAAAUAUUUAAAGAUAUAUACAUUUGCAUAUAUAGACGUAUAUCUGUUUUCAUAGGUUAUGUUUUUCAUAGUGCCUUAAAUAUUUAUAUUAAUUAUACCAAUAUUUUCUAUGAUAUAUAAUUAAAAAUUUAAUUGUAAUACGUGACUAAGCAUGUCACUAAAAUAUAUGCUAUAUUAUGAAUAAUUAUUAUUACAUAUAUUUCAAUAUCACAAACGUCUAAUGUUUCAAUAAUCUAAUUAAUGUUUUACAAAACAAUAUAUCAACUAUAUGUAUAUAAGAUUAUCAUAACCAAAUUCUUUAUAUUUUGUUGUUAUUGUUAGAUAUACUUUUAUUAAGAUUGUAUAAUAUUCAGCAUACACUAGAAUAUAUUAUUUAUUCAUGUGGCAUAUUUAAUAAGAAAAUUAAAAAUGAAAGUCACUUUCUUAUAAAAUUUCAUUUAAUAAUAAUAAUACAUAUAUGUAGUUGUGUAAAAAAUACAAGGCUAAUGAUACAUAUAAAACUAAUUUAUAUUUAUUUUCUAUAAUGUGAUAGAUACAUUGAAAAUGAUGUACAGUGUAAGCUGGCUAUAGUGUUAGUAAUCAUGAUAAUACUUGUCAUUAAAUGUAAAUGUACGUUUAUGUAUAAAUAAGUUUGUUAACAGCAAAAGUAAAAAAAUACAUGUUUAAAUGAAGAAUA
Bombus pascuorum is the source of this 1420-nucleotide messenger RNA. RefSeq names its product small VCP/p97-interacting protein (gene Svip). The coding region runs from base 333 to 581 and encodes 82 amino acids. The transcript is spliced from 4 exons. Gene Ontology annotation, biological process: negative regulation of VCP-NPL4-UFD1 AAA ATPase complex assembly; negative regulation of retrograde protein transport, ER to cytosol; positive regulation of autophagy. Lineage: Eukaryota; Metazoa; Arthropoda; Insecta; Hymenoptera; Apidae. The record is from RefSeq and is a predicted model, not a curated record. Gene Ontology annotation, cellular component: endoplasmic reticulum membrane.